Coccinella septempunctata (seven-spotted ladybird) is the source of this 1446-nucleotide messenger RNA. RefSeq names its product methyltransferase-like protein 25. The record is from RefSeq and is a predicted model, not a curated record. Bases 1 to 1401 code for a protein of 466 amino acids. Lineage: Eukaryota; Metazoa; Arthropoda; Insecta; Coleoptera; Coccinellidae. The transcript has a single exon.
AUGAAUUCUACACAGUUGGUACAGUGUCAUAUUGAAAAAAUAUUGACAUAUUUGGAGCCUUUGCUUCCUUUAGCCAAUUGUCAUAUGGUGGAUUUUUUCACAAAGAACAUAUUCAAGAAUUACAUCAGUCCUGAAAUCAGAAAUGAAAUAAAUUCAACGUCCCAUUCUCAAGUGAUCCAAAAUAUAUUCGGAAACAACUAUACAGGCCUUCCAGUUUUGAAACAAUAUUAUGAAUCGUGUAACUCAUGUUCUUUGUUAGAAAAUGCUGAAGUAUGUUUAACCCUUGAAGAAUUUUAUGAUAAACUGAAAUCAUUCGGUUGUAAAAACAUGAACGGCCUCAAGUUGAAUAUAUUCAUGUCGCAGAAAAAAUCCCAUGAAGUUGAAAUAUUGAGUUCUAUCGUCGCUGCUCUUGUGGAAUUAGGUGAAACAACUCAUAUCAUUGAUGUGGGGGACGGAAAAGGCUAUUUGAGUUCUAUGCUGGCGCUUCAUCAUAAAAUACCUGUUUUGGGAAUAGAUGCGUCUCCCAAUAACUCCAAAGCAGCAGUAGAAAGGGUGCAGAAGUUGGAAAAAAUCUGGCACAGCGUCUAUGAUAACCCGAAGAAGUCAGUUCCGAAAAAAGAUGACUUGAAUCGCACACCCAGCAAUCAUUUGUAUAAACAAGUUACAAAGUUCGUCCAACCUGAUAAGGAUUUUGUAAAAAACACUUCAGAUGUCUUUGAGGAAAAGAUACAAGGGGUCAGUUUGGCUGGACUUCACACCUGCGGGAAUUUAGCCCCUACUUGUUUGAAGAUUUACAAUGACGAUGCUUACAUUAGGACUUUAUCGAAUGUUGGUUGUUGUUAUCAUUUGUUGAGUGAAAAAUUUGAAUGUAACGACAGUGGAAAUUCAAGUGGUUUUCCUAUGAGUGACUAUUUGGUGAGGAAAAAAUUUUCCAUAGGCAGAAACGCAAGGAUGGUUGCAUCGCAAUCUGUCAAGAGGAUUUUUGACAAAAAGGAACUUCCAGACAUGUCUAUAUUUUACCGUGCUUUACUUCAAGUCGUCUUGGAGGAGAAAUGUCAAAAGUUACCUGACAAGAAUGUAGGUAAAACGAGAAAAAAAUUCAAUAAGAACUUCACCGAGUAUGUGUAUAUGGCCUUGAGGAAACUAGAGUUGAAUGUCGACGAUUUGGAUAUCACCGAAGAUUAUUUGAGGAAUCUUUACAGCCAGUAUGAACCAAGGCUGUCGGAGUUGAAUAUAUUUUAUUUGAUAAGGUCCAUGACUUCGCAGAUUAUAGAAAGUUUGAUUAUGUUGGACAGAUUGUUGUUUCUUUUAGAGCAAGGACAUGAAAAUUCAUUUUUAGUGCGGUUAUUUGAUCCUGUGGUAUCUCCAAGGUGUUAUGGUGUUAUAUCAUUGAAAUGUUGAAAUUAUGUUAAAUGUUAUCGAAAGGAAUAAAUAGUAUCAUCGUCA